CUUGCCCACCAUCCAGCCUUGCCAUCCCACGCACAAAACUCCAGUUCCGGUUCUCUCGAGGCACAGGUGCCUACAUCUAUUCGCCUUCAUCCUAUCCCCACUUUACUAUCAUCCACCAUGGGGAAGCAAACGAACCUUUACGCCUUCCCGGGCAUCGACAGCCUCGCCACCGCCCUCCGGUCCUAUGUCAUAUCAUGCCAGGAGGCUGGCCUGGCACGCCACGGUAUGUUCAAGGUCGCCGUGUCUGGCGGCUCACUGCCGAAAACCUUGGCCAAAGCGCUGUUGUCGCAGCCGUCGGGCGAGAACGAUACAGUCAAGUGGGAUAAAUGGGAGAUUUUCUUCGCCGACGAACGAGCUGUCCCGUUGGAUCACGAGGACUCCAACUAUAGGCUUGUCAAGGAGGAGCUGAUCGACAAGAUCCCUGCCGACCAGCCCAAGCCCAUUGUCCAUACCAUCGACGCGAAGCACCUUGACGACACCCAGGAGCUAGCCGAUGCGUACGAGCAGGCCCUGGUGAAGUCCUUUGCCAGCCGUGACAGCGUGAAGCUACCCAUUUUCGAUUUGCUCCUCCUCGGCUCUGGCCCCGACGGCCACACCUGCUCGCUCUUCCCGGGCCAUGAAUUGCUCCGCGAGACAAGCGCCUGGGUGGCCCCGAUCGAGGACAGCCCCAAGCCCCCACCGAGGCGUAUUACCCUGACGCUGCCCGUCGUCACGCACGCGGUGCGCAUCGCCUUUGUGGCGACAGGGGCCGGCAAGAAGGAUAUCAUGAAGGAGAUCUUCGAGGGGGGCAACGGUCUACCGUGUGCCCUGGUCAACGAGGCUACUGGUGACCGCUGCAGCUGGUUCGUCGAUAAUCCUUCGGUCGAGGGAGUCGGCUACCCCAGGAGACCAUUCAGCCUGUAGGACCACGAGCGGCUUCAGGCAUUGUUUGCGGAAGGGGUUGGCAACCACUGAUGUGGUUGUACCCGGACGCAGG
Phialemonium atrogriseum is the source of this 976-nucleotide messenger RNA. Its product is annotated as glucosamine-6-phosphate isomerases/6-phosphogluconolactonase-domain-containing protein. The coding region runs from base 118 to 903 and encodes 261 amino acids. The record is from RefSeq and is a predicted model, not a curated record. Gene Ontology annotation, molecular function: 6-phosphogluconolactonase activity. NCBI's taxonomy places the organism in Eukaryota, Fungi, Ascomycota, Sordariomycetes, Cephalothecales, Cephalothecaceae. Gene Ontology annotation, biological process: carbohydrate metabolic process; pentose-phosphate shunt. The transcript has a single exon.